AUGGCAACUGACUUCCCUGCUGCACCGCUCCCCACGCUCGACCACCUUGGUGUUUCGUCCGUCUCACUAGACGUAGAUGCCAAAAAGAUUGCCAAUGAUUGGUUGGCUUCGUUCUCCGCGGCUGCGACUCAAGGCGAUGUCGACGCGAUAAUCUCUCUACUCCUCCCUGACGCCUUUUGGCGCGACAUGCUCGCUCUAACCUGGAAUUUGCGUACCUUUUCAGGCAAACAAAAAAUUUCCAAGUUCCUCACUGACCGCCUCGGAUUGUCGAAGCUGCACGACUUCAAGAUCCGUCAAGAACUCGUAGGCCUGCAGCAGCCCUACCCAGAUCUGGUGUGGAUAAGCCUUAUGUUCGAUUUCAUGACCGGCGUCGGUGGAGCAUCCGGCAUUGCUCGAUUGGUUCCCACCCCAAAUGGAGAGUGGAAGGCGCAUGUUGUAUUCACGAACCUGGAGAAUUUGACGGGCUUCCCUGAAAAGUCAGGUCCCUUGAGGGAUCAGGACCCCAAUCAUGGAAGGUGGGAGUCAGAGCGCCAGCGCGAAGUGGAAUUUUUGGACAAAGACCCCACUGUCCUCAUUAUCGGGGCAGGACAAAGUGGACUGGAAGUGGCAGCUAGGCUCAAGGUUUUAGACGUGUCGGCGUUAAUCAUUGACAAGAACCCAAGGGUUGGCGACAAUUGGCGAAACAGAUAUGAAGCAUUAUGCUUACAUGACCCAGUCUGGUAUGAUCACAUGCCAUUUAUACCAUUCCCUGCGACUUGGCCAGUUUACGCUCCAGCUAAAAAACUUGCAAAUUGGCUGGAGUUCUAUGCAGAUGCAAUGGAAUUGAAUGUUUGGACAUCGGCUAAUAUUACGGAAACUGUUCAAGACCCGAGUACCAAUAAAUGGAAGGUGACGAUUAAACGCCAGGAUGGUACCGAGAGGAAGCUAGUAGUGAAUCACAUCGUAUUCUGUACGGGAUUGAGUGGUCCUACCCCAAACACACCCGUGUACCCGGGAAUGGACACAUUCAAGGGACAGAUUCUCCAUUCGAGUCAGCACAAGCGUGCUUUGGAUCACGCAGGAAAGAAGGUGAUAAUUGUAGGCGCUUGUACCUCAGCUCAUGAUAUUGCCGUGGAUUACUACGACCAUGGUGUCGGAGGAUACUGUGAAGGCGGGCCUCCCGCCGAUAUUGUGGAUCGCAUGUCUGCGUCUUUCCCACACCAUAUGGCUGUUGGUCUGAACCAGCGAGCUGCAAAACAGAUAGCGGAUCUGGAUAAGGACCUUCUCGACUCCCUGCACAAGGUCGGAUUCCGGACCAAUAUGGGCAUUCUAGAUACCGGAUUCGGACUUCUAGCCUGGAGCAAGGCUGGAGGCUACUACCUUGAUACUGGCGCAAGCAAGCUUAUCGCAGACGGAAAAAUCAAGCUAAAAUCAGAUAGCCAAAUUUCUCACUUCACGGAGACUGGCCUCAAGUUUGAAAAUGGAACAGAAUUAGCGGCCGAUGUGGUGAUAUUCGCCACCGGACUUGGGGACUGUAAGGAGCACGUCGCCAGGGUCUGUGGGGAAGAAGUCGCCAAAAAAUGCAAGCCGAUAUGGGGUCUUGAUAAAGAGGGGGAGCUAAACGGGACGUGGAAAGGCCUCGGUGUUCCGGGGCUGUGGUAUAUGAUGGGUAACCUUGCGUUAUGCAGGUUCCAUUCUACCCACUUGACUCUCCAAAUUAAGGCAAUCGAAGAAGGCAUCUUCGGAACUCGUUACGAGGCUGAUUAA
Messenger RNA from Psilocybe cubensis, 1746 nucleotides. RefSeq lists its product as uncharacterized. Lineage: Eukaryota; Fungi; Basidiomycota; Agaricomycetes; Agaricales; Agrocybaceae. The transcript has 12 exons. Gene Ontology annotation, molecular function: NADP binding; N,N-dimethylaniline monooxygenase activity; flavin adenine dinucleotide binding. The record is from RefSeq and is a predicted model, not a curated record. The coding region runs from base 1 to 1746 and encodes 581 amino acids.